Messenger RNA from Orussus abietinus, 962 nucleotides. Its product is annotated as unc-112-related protein-like. The transcript has 3 exons. Gene Ontology annotation, cellular component: cell-substrate junction. Bases 9 to 962 code for a protein of 317 amino acids. Gene Ontology annotation, molecular function: integrin binding. NCBI's taxonomy places the organism in Eukaryota, Metazoa, Arthropoda, Insecta, Hymenoptera, Orussidae. The record is from RefSeq and is a predicted model, not a curated record. Gene Ontology annotation, biological process: integrin-mediated signaling pathway; cell-matrix adhesion.
AUAUCGCAAUGGACUGGUCGGACCAUGCUUUAUGGUGGCCUGCCAGAAAUUAUUGGCUUGUUCGGACGAGGAGCACUCUUGACCAAUAUGGCGUCGCUGCAGAUGCAUUGUUGCACUUCACACCGAUGCACAAAACCCUCAGGGUUCAACUCCCGGACAUGCGGUGUCUCGACUGCAGAGUGGACUUUUCCGUAAAAACCUUCAACGCUGUUAUUAACCUUUGCAAAGAAUUGGGUAUCAGACAUCCAGAGGAACUGUCCUUCUGCAAGCCCCCCGAGCCGAACCAUUUGAAGCACAACUUAAAGGACAUACUAGAGAAGAAGAAAAUCGAAAAUCAGAAGAAUGGUCCCUGGCACGUCCCAGCUGAUACGAAUACCUUCAUCCCGGUUAGUCAGAGUCCCAGGGGAUCAACUGGGAGUCUGGACCAGAGCAGUCCCUUCAUGUGCGCUCCCGUGACGACCAACAACAGAAAUCACAGUACACCGAUCAGUUCACCAGUUUCACAAACCGGAACGUGGAAAAGGAACAACAACUCUUCCGGGUUCGGGAGCACGGGUUCGUUCAACGCGAAUAACAGUACGAUGAGCCUGGAAGCUUUAAACGGUGGAUUGUCGGAAUCUCUGGCACAAAGUCCUUCCUCGAUCUCGCAGGAAGUUCGCUCGAAGCUUGUGAGGCCUAAAAGUCUGGUGGAACGCGCCAGGAUGAACGUUGCUUGGCUGGACUCUUCGCUCUCCAUAAUGGAGCAAGGAAUCCGGGAGUUCGACACCCUCCGACUGAAGUUCAAGUUCUACUCGUUCUACGACCUUAACCCGAAAACAGAUGCGGUUCGAAUCAACAUGAUUUACGAGCAAGCCAAAUGGCAACUUCUGGCAGAAGAAAUUGACUGUACGGAAGAGGAGAUGCUGAUGUUCGCCGCUCUUCAGGUACACGUGCUGAUAGGAACUAGCAUUAAGGUGAAGUGA